Stegodyphus dumicola is the source of this 1927-nucleotide messenger RNA. It is a transcript of the gene betaCOP, whose product is annotated as coatomer subunit beta. Gene Ontology annotation, cellular component: cytoplasm; COPI vesicle coat. Gene Ontology annotation, molecular function: structural molecule activity. Lineage: Eukaryota; Metazoa; Arthropoda; Arachnida; Araneae; Eresidae. The record is from RefSeq and is a predicted model, not a curated record. Gene Ontology annotation, biological process: endoplasmic reticulum to Golgi vesicle-mediated transport; intra-Golgi vesicle-mediated transport; intracellular protein transport.
CUCAGCUCUUCUGUUAAAUAGCUGACAACAAUUUAUCGUACGUAAGCAUUGAAUGUGUUUUAUGUGUUUAUUAGUGUAGUGCAGUUUAGUUUAUGUGUAAAAAGGCACAAUGAGUGCUGCAGAACAAAUAUGUUAUACUCUGAUAUCUGUUUCCAGUGAUACGGAACAGCCUAAUGAAAUGCAGCUUAAGAGUGAUUUAGAGAAGGGUGAUAUAAGAACUAAAAUUGAGGCUUUGAAGAAGACAAUUCAUCUGAUACUCAAUGGUGAAAAAUUUCCUUCCAUUUUGAUGACUAUAAUACGAUUUGUUUUACCACUGCAAGAUCAUACUAUUAAAAAGCUGUUGCUAAUAUUUUGGGAAAUAGUUCCUAAAACAACCUCAGAUGGCAAACUCAUGCAAGAAAUGAUAUUAGUUUGUGAUGCAUACAGAAAAGAUUUACAGCAUCCAAAUGAAUUCAUUCGGGGCUCUACUCUGAGGUUUCUAUGCAAGUUGAAAGAGCCAGAGUUGUUAGAACCUUUAAUGCCAGCUAUACGUGCAUGUCUGGAGCAUCGCCAUUCUUAUGUUAGGAGAAAUGCUGUUCUUGCUAUCUUCACAAUUUACAAAAACUUUGAAUUCCUUAUUCCUGAUGCUCCUGAACUAGUUGCAAAUUUUUUGGAAACUGAACAAGAUAUGUCUUGUAAACGUAAUGCUUUUAUGAUGCUUAUUCAUGUUGACCAAGAAAGAGCAUUAAGCUACCUCAGUUCAUGCAUUGAUCAAGUUCAUACUUUUGGUGAUAUUCUGCAAUUAGUAAUAGUCGAACUCAUCUAUAAGGUUUGUCAUGCCAAUCCAUCUGAAAGAUCCCGUUUCAUUCGCUGUAUUUAUAACCUUCUGAAUUCAAGCAGUCCUUCAGUUCGAUAUGAAGCUGCUGGGACACUGGUUACAUUAUCUAGUGCUCCAACGGCUAUCAAGGCUGCUGCAAGUUGCUAUAUUGAACUGAUUGUAAAAGAAAGUGACAACAAUGUAAAACUCAUAGUUUUGGAUAGAUUGAUUGCGUUAAAGGAGGUUCCAGCACAUGAGCGAGUACUACAGGACCUUGUUAUGGAUAUCUUAAGGGUUCUUACUGCAUCUGAUUUGGAAGUGAGAAGGAAAACUCUGAAUUUAGCACUGGAUCUUAUUUCUUCUAGAAAUGUUGAAGAGAUGGUUUUAGUUUUGAAGAAAGAAGUUACCAAAACUCACAACACAGUUGAGCAUGAAGACACAGGAAAAUAUCGCCAACUUUUAGUUCGAACUCUGCACUCAUGUUGUGUAAAAUUCCCCGAUGUUGCUCCUACCAUUAUUCCUGUUCUGUUAGAAUUCUUAUCUGAUAAUAAUGAACAAGCUGCAGCGGAUGUUCUGGCAUUUGUUCGUGAAGCAAUGCAGCGUUUUGAACAACUCAGGCCAUUGAUUUUAACUAAAAUGUUAGAAGUAUUUUCAACUAUCAAAGCCUCAAAGGUUCAUCGCAGUGCUUUGUGGAUCCUUGGUGAGUACUGUUGUACAGUAGAAGAUAUCCACAGUGUAAUGACAGAAUUUCGUCAAUGUUUAGGAGAGAUUCCAAUCGUUGAUGAUGAAAUGAAGAAAGCAUCAGGAGAAAGCAAAGAAGAGAAGGAUACUGAUGUGGCUAUGGUUGCACCUGUGCAGAAAUUGGUGACUGCUGAUGGCACAUAUGCUACACAGAGUGCUUUUAGUGCUGCGCCAUCUGUAGCAAAAACUGAGAAGAAACCUCCACUGAGAGGAUAUUUAAUGGAAGGAGAUUACUUCAUUGGGGCUGCAAUGUCAUCUACAUUAGCUAAAUUAGCACUUUGUUACAUCACCCUUGUUCAUGAUCCUAAAAAGCAAAAUGCAUUCAUUGCCGAAGCUAUGCUUAUUAUGACUUCAAUCAUACAUUUGGGAAAGUCUGGAUUGGCUGCUAAG